AUCCUGCUCCAGCACCAGUUCACCACACAGAAACGGACAAUACCGACGUCUGGAGACGAUAACAGAGGAUUUACCGACUAUCUGGCUUCUAUUUACUCCCAACAGCUUACAUACACACACACACACACACACACACAUAUAUAUAUAUAUAUAUAUAUAUAUAUAUAGGCUAGAUAUAGGCUAUAUAUAUAUAGUAUAGUAUAUAUAUUUUGUUUCUCCUCUUCAGCCUGAUCAGUGAUGUCUGUCGCAGGGUUCAAGAAGCAGUUCCAUAAAGCCACCCAGAAAGUCAGUGAGAAGGUCGGAGGGGCCGAAGGAACCAAGCUAGACGAUGACUUCAAAGAAAUGGAAAAGAAGGUGGACGUCACCAGCAGAGCAGUGUUGGACAUCAUGACCAAAACCACAGAGUACCUCCAACCUAAUCCAGCGUCCAGAGCCAAGCUGAGUAUGAUCAACACCAUGUCAAAGAUCCGCGGCCAGGACAAGGGGCCCGGCUACCCGCAGGCCGAGUCCGUCCUGGGAGACGCCAUGUUGAAGUUUGGACGGGAGUUAGGGGAGGAGUCCAGCUUCGGUAUGGCGCUGAUCGAUGCCAGCGAGUCGAUGAAGGAGCUCGGGGAGGUGAAGGACGCUCUGGACAUGGAGGUCAAACAGAACUUCAUCGACCCGCUGCAGAACCUCCACGACAAAGACCUCAAAGAGAUCCAGCACCAUCUGAAGAAGAUGGAGGGCCGCCGUCUGGACUUCGACUACAAGAAGAAGCGUCAGGGGAAAGUCCAGGACGAUGAAAUCAAACAGGCGCUGGAGAAGUUUGACGAGAGCAAAGAGAUCGCAGAGCAGAGCAUGUUUAACCUUCUGGAGAGCGAUAUAGAGCAGGUGAGCCAGCUGGCAGCGUUGGUUCAGGCUCAGUUGGAAUACCACAGCCGCUCCGCCGAAAUCCUCCAGCAGCUCUCCAGUAAGAUGGAGGGCAGGAUAAAAGAAGUGUCGACUAAACCGAGGAAGGAGUACACUCCUAAACCCAGAAUGACCCUGGAGCUGCUGCCCCCCAGCGAGAGCCACAACGGGGGGAUACACUCGGCCAAAUCACCCGGAAGAACACCAGCCCCCAUGGACCAGCCGUGUUGCCGAGCGCUCUACGACUUCGAACCAGAGAACGAAGGCGAGCUGGGCUUCAAAGAGGGCGACGUCAUCACCCUGACCAAUCAAAUCGAUGACAACUGGUAUGAGGGCAUGAUCAACGGCCAGUCGGGCUUCUUCCCCAUCAACUACGUGGAUAUCCUGGUGCCGCUCCCUCAUUAGGUCCCGCCAACGACCUGACCCUUAACCCCUCGACCAAUCCCCGAAAACAGCCUGUAUUUGCAUAAACGACAAAACCACGUCCUCCUUCUACUUCUUCUUCUGUGCUUCUGUGCGGUUCUGCUUUCACUGAAAGGACUGAGGCGGAGGCGGAGGCGGGGUGGAUGAGACGAGGCAGUGGGACGGUGAUUAGAGGAGGAUUUUAGCGCGAGUGAUGCAGAAGAGAGGUAGAAGAGAGGGACUGAAAGGGACGAGAAGACGAAGAGAUGGUCUUUUACGACGCUUGCUCAGUAGUGCUCCGCCCAGCCGGGCAGCACUGGAAACCAAUGAGGCUUUGGAGACUUAAGGCACGGUGUAUAUGUACGUGCAUGUAUGUGUCUGUUUGUGCGUUUCGACCUGUUCUUACUCUAUUGGGACCGAGCCAGCACAAAGUCCUGCUUGUCAGCUAAACUGCCUGACAGCUUUUUGUGAUGCUGUCUUCUUCUUCUAUUCUUAAGUUUCUUGCUGUCUUUUCUCUCAGAGUAUUCUGUCUUUUCUACCGUGACUUGCCUUCCUGUGCUUUUCUUCAGCCCGAGAUUUCUCAGCAACUGUCACAGUCUUCCCCUCUUUCUAUCUUUCUAUCUUUCUUUCUUUCUUCCCUCCUCGGCUAGCACUGCCUUUCAGCAUGGCUCCGUACUGUAUACAGGCCUCUAACCAGAGCUACAGUAUAGGUCACCAAACACUUCUGCUUUUGUUUGAGUACAUCUCUUGUAACAUACUCUGCCUUUCUCAGAGUCUGCAUAGAGUCUCGGCUCAACGGUUGUACGCAUGAACCAGCCAAACCAGACAUUUGAGUGAUAAGACGCCGGUGACAUCUAGCUUUCGAGAGUGCAUCUUUGGAAUAAAGCCGUAUCUGCAAUAAGUAGAUUUUUACAGAAUGAAGAUACUUGUUAUAAUGGUUUUAAAGGUUUGAGGGUCAUUCAACACGUCACUAAACAUGUCAGCUCAAGAGAUGAAAAGGAAAGCUCUGGGUAGACAGCAGUGACGUGCCAACACAACCAGCAGUUUUAUUGAACAGAACCUUUCACCAGGUUGGUGAACAGAUAAGCCGUGGUGGGUUAUUACAGUAUGCAUCGAGGAAACGAUGCUUGUUUUUUCUCUGUAUACUAUUCUGAGUUCCCCAUUCACAGUGUUCAGUGUGUACUGUGUGGAGUAGAUGCUUGUUAACUCGUCUUAUUUGUGGCUUUUGCAUGCAGGACUGUGUGAACUGUGGUAGCCGUUCUAAAACUCCUGUUUUAAGUGCUUGACCUUCAAUUACAUUUAGGGAGACAAUGCUCAGCGUGAAUAUCCUACAGUAAGACAUUAUAUCAUUCCCCCAGUGCUCUUAAUUCCACUAAACAUGCCAGAACUCACAGGAACUCUAGAAUGCUGACAACAUUCUGGAACAUUCUAGAACCAUGACACUAUUCUUGCCCACAGAAUGAUCCAGAAACGUUUAAUGAUUCCGGAAUCUUGGUAACGUUCUGAAACACCCCAUUACAUUUAAGAAUCUUUUAAACAUGAUAGAAUCUUGGUGACAUUUUGAACCGUAUAAUAAUGUUUCUGGACCUCAUAAACAUCCUGGAGUGUUCUCAUGUGUUCAGGUGUAAUCAGAACAUUCUUGAACCCUCCAAGCUUUGAAGAAUCAACACAGGAUUCAGAACCCUUCACAUAUCCUGAUAGUUCCUAUGAGGUCAGUAACUGUUAGCUGUGCUAGUUCCCUGCAGUAUGCAUCACAUACAGUAAGCAGUGGGACUUGGUUAAUGGCUCCAACUGUUACUCCUCCACAUUGCUACCUACCUGCCUGUUCGUAUGUAUCAGACGUGUUCUUUAUAAGGCAGUAUUAAAGAGUCUAUUCAGACAAAGACCUGAUGAAAAAGGUUGAAGAUAUUUAUUGUUAAAGGCUCUUUAAUAAUUCAACUAUUUAUCAAUGAUUUUAGAUUAAACCGAUGGAAACCAUCAGUACAUUCCGUUUGAUAGCAGCAGAACAUUUCUAACAUCCGAACUUGUUUACUGUUUGUAGCUACAAGACAAGUCGACAUACGAUUAGACAGAUGUGACAACUCACUAUUAUAUUCAUGACUUGUUGGUGCUGGGUUUAAAUCGACUCCAUUGUACAUAAAACAACGUAAUAGUCUCAAAGAUCUGAGGUACACAGGAAGCUAACGUCAGUCACCUUGAUUCUCAUUUACCAUGCUAACAUUUUUCAAAUUAAAACUGACAUUAAAUGGAUAUUAUAAUGGA
Molecule: messenger RNA, 3552 nt
Organism: Sebastes umbrosus (honeycomb rockfish)
Lineage: Eukaryota; Metazoa; Chordata; Actinopteri; Perciformes; Sebastidae
Product: endophilin-A1-like
Exons: 9
Coding region: 238-1293 (351 amino acids)
Biological process (GO): synaptic vesicle uncoating
Cellular component (GO): cytoplasm; presynapse; glutamatergic synapse
Molecular function (GO): protein binding
Source: RefSeq, a predicted model, not a curated record